AUGUCAAACAGUGUCACGUCGUCGAAUAGCGAUUCAUCUCGGCAGGAUAGCAGCUACUCGUCCCACAGGAGAUCAAGGGGUCCCACCAAAGCUGAUCAAUACUUCUUCGUAGAGCUUUCGAAGGCCAUAGGACCCGCGAAAUGCAGAGAUGUCUUGGAUGUACACGAAGGGUGGGACUGCAGCAAUGAGAUGGAAUCACCCUCGUCUUAUCAGUCGUCUGUUCCCCCGCAUAUCACACUGGAGAACUUGACAGACUCUUCGCUUGCGUUCGGUCCUGAAGACUGCAUCUGGCUCAAAAUCCUCGACUUCUGCAUGCUGAUAUUCAACUCAAUCAUGGGCUGGUUUAGAUUCCUGGGCAGGCAGCUUGUUUGGAAGCGCGUCUCGAGUGAACCAUCCAAGAACGAGGCAGUACAAAUGCCGAAGAACCCGCACAUCGCGCGUCGGAGGACAUCGUCGAUCUACGGGCGCCUCCUGCAGAGUAUUGGAAGCGAGAACUAUGGGCUCUUGUACACCGAUGCCGCGCACCUGGUGAUGAAGGAGUCAUAG
Molecule: messenger RNA, 546 nt
Organism: Guillardia theta CCMP2712
Lineage: Eukaryota; Cryptophyceae; Pyrenomonadales; Geminigeraceae
Exons: 1
Coding region: 1-546 (181 amino acids)
Source: RefSeq, a predicted model, not a curated record